AUGCGCUGCCUAAUCAAGGUUAUAGUCCUGCCGGGGGUGCUGCACGCCCCAGUUUCAUCACCCGACAAUCUUACUUCUUCAUCAUUGUCAUCUCGCCUAAGUCCUCAUUCCGGCAACUCUAAGCGAAGUAGUAUCUUAUCUGGUUCAUCUAUCCGUUCGACACCUAUCUUCCCUCGACGCACUAAUGCCCGAACACGUCGCAACCAACAUUUAGAGUCAGUUUCUCCAAUAUCUUCAUUCUCCGCCUCAGAUCAGGAAGUUGUAUCAGCUCUCUCUCCAUCUCAUCACCAAACGUGUUCCGGACUCACUCAUCUAUCAGAUGUGUCUCAAUCCGUUCGCGCUGCUGGAUUAAACGCUGCUCUUGAGGCCAUGGUCAUAUUAAUUCGAGUUAGUCUUUAUUAA
Protopolystoma xenopodis is the source of this 402-nucleotide messenger RNA. NCBI's taxonomy places the organism in Eukaryota, Metazoa, Platyhelminthes, Monogenea, Polystomatidea, Polystomatidae. The record is from the annotation of a GenBank genome assembly.